AGAAUCCAGCCACAGACGGACAGCCUUGGCAACCCUGACCAAAACAAAUGGCCAUUCACGAACAACAAAAGUGGCCGACAGCCGCGAGUUUCCCGUGGUAGUCACGUCCAGCGUUUGGUCUACAGAUCUGGUGAUCAAGCCGCCGCUCCGCUCCAAGAGUUCAACCCUGCCGUGUACGGAAUCAACGCCAAUGAAUUCGUCUCUGGAGCCAACAGUGAAGCUGAACAUAAAUAA
This is a messenger RNA of Candidula unifasciata, 234 nucleotides long. The record is from the annotation of a GenBank genome assembly. Lineage: Eukaryota; Metazoa; Mollusca; Gastropoda; Stylommatophora; Geomitridae.